Macadamia integrifolia is the source of this 4697-nucleotide messenger RNA. RefSeq names its product disease resistance protein RUN1-like. Bases 180 to 3569 code for a protein of 1129 amino acids. Gene Ontology annotation, molecular function: ADP binding. The record is from RefSeq and is a predicted model, not a curated record. The transcript is spliced from 10 exons. Gene Ontology annotation, biological process: defense response; signal transduction. Lineage: Eukaryota; Viridiplantae; Streptophyta; Magnoliopsida; Proteales; Proteaceae.
AAUCACCAUUUUUCUCCUCCCGAGUCCCGAGUCCCGAGUCCCGAGUCCCGAUCACUCCCGACUGACCACACAGAAGCAGGAAACAAAACCGCCAAUCAUCUACUCUCUUCACAAAUAGAGAGAGUUCUUUAACAAAUUCACAAUCGCAUCUCUCUCUACCUGCAGCUGAAAUAUUGAUCAUGGUGUCAGAGGUUGAAUCUUCAAACUUUGAUGUGUUUAUCAACUUCAGAGGCGAAGACACUCGCAAUAUAUUUGUUGGUCACCUUUACAGUGCUCUAAAGCGUAAAGGAAUCCGUGGUUUCAUCGACAGCAAAGAUAUACGCAAAGGAGAAGAUAUUGGUAAGCUUCUCAAUAUUAUAAAAGGCUCUAAACUCUCGAUUGCUGUCUUCUCUCAAAGAUACAUAGAAAGCAAAUGGUGCCUCCGGGAACUCGCUCAGAUGCUGGAAUGUCAUGGAACCGGUCAAAUCAUUUUACCCAUUUUCUUCAAGGUUGAGCCAUCAGACGUUAAGAAUCAAACUGGAUAUUUUGAGAUUUCGCCUCAGACACUUAGCGAGGAGGCGCCCAAAACUUUAUCAAUAUGGAAGGAUGCUUUGCGAGCGGCAGGAAAUAAGAGUGGAUGGGUUAUUGGCGAUAGGGAUGAUCAAUCAAAUAAAGUAGAGGAAAUUGUUAAAGAUGCUUUUAACCGAUUGAAAAAAGUCCGUUUGAUUGAUGUUAAACAUCCUGUUGGACUAGAAUCCCAAGUGGAUUAUGUGUUAUAUCUUUUAUCAACUACAUCAAAUACCAGCUCUAAGGAUAUUCAGUUUCUAGGGAUAUGUGGUGAGGGUGGCAUGGGGAAGACAACUAUUGCAACGGCUUUAUAUAAUCGCAUCUCUGAAGAUUUUAGCAGGAGUUGUUUUCUUGAAGACGUUAGAGAGAAAGCAUCACAAGCCAAUGGUAUAGUUGGCUUGCAAAAAGAUCUUCUUUUUGAUGUCUUUGAGGAAGAAACAAUAGUAUCCAAUUCUAAAAGAGGAUCCCAAUUGAUAAAAGAAAGACUUCAUAAUAUGAAAAUUCUUCUUGUUCUUGAUGAUGUGGGAAAUCAUGACCAAUUAGAUGCAUUGGCUCGUGAUCUCAGUUGGUUUGGUUCUGGAAGUAGGAUAAUCGUAACAGCUAGAGAUCAGAGCGUUCUAAGUGGAGUGCCUGAAAAUAAUAGAAAAAUAUUUGAGCCUAUGGAAUUGAAUAAGAAUGAGAGUCUUCAACUCUUCAGUUUAUAUGCUUUUUCAAAGGAACAACCUCCUAAUGACUAUAUGGAGCUUUCAGUUGAUAUAGUAAGCACGACAGGAGGGUUGCCGUUAGCCUUGGAGUUUUUGGGUCGUGCUUUAUGUAUGACAGAAAAUAAAGAAGUAUGGAAAUCCAAGCUUAGGACAUUAAAACAAUUUCCUAAUGAUGAUGUCUAUAAAAAGUUAAAGACAAGCUUUGAUGAUCUGCAUGAUAUUGAGAAAGCCAUGUUUCUUGAUGCAGCAUGUUUUUUUGUUGGAUGGGAGGAAAAAGUUGUAAUUUCCAUAUGGGAAGCUUGUGGCUUUGAGCCGAGAUACCAUAUGGAAGUUCUUAAGAGAAAAUACCUCUUAAAGAUUCGUAAGUCAUUUACAUGGGAAAAAGAACAGUUGUGGAUGCACGAUCAGAUUCGAGAUAUGGGAAGAGGAAUUGCCUACAAUCAAAGGCCUGAUAAGCCUGAUAACCAUAGCCGGUUAUGGUCUCAUGAUAAUAUCAUAAAGGUAUUAAACAGCGGUAAGGGGAAUGAAAUGGUUGAAGGUCUCCUCCUUACAUAUGAUUCAUCAUAUAAGUACAACAGUUGUUUACAUACUAAAAACUUUGAGAAGAUGCCUGAACUAAGAUUACUACAAAUUGAUGGAGCACCCUUGGGGGGGAGUCUUCAGUGUCUGCCUUCUGCGUUAAGAUGGCUUAGAUGGAGGAAAUGUCCAUGGGAAAAUCUAUUUGUUAAUUUUUAUCAUGAAGAAUUAAUUUUUCUUGACUUAAGUUAUGGCUUAUUUAGACAAGCUUGGAUUAACUGGCCUGAAAAUAAGUUAUUUCAUCAAUUGAAAGUUCUUCAAGUCAGUAAGUGUAAGAUUCUGUACGAGUCUCCAGACUUUUCAGGAUUUCCUUGCUUAGAGAGGUUGUAUAUUGAUCAUUGCUAUAGGUUGGUUCACUUACAUGAAUCCAUCGGAGAGCUCCAUCAUCUUGUUUACUUAAACUUGGAAAGUUGCAUUUCACUUGAGAAACUCCCAAACAAUAUACGUAGACUGAGUUCUCUCCAGAAGCUUAUUCUCAGGGGAUGCACAUCACUCAAUGAGUUGCCCAAGUCCAUUGGUGAUCUAAAAGAAUCUUUGGUUAAGCUUUCCUUGGACUUUCUAGGAAUUAAAGCAUUGCCUGAUGGUGUUGGACUGCUAAAAAAGUUGGAGGUAUUGGAUCUUUCUUGCAACCGUGGAGUGCAUCUGCCAAGGUCAAUGGAGAAUAUGACAUCUUUGCAUCACUUAAUCUUUGGUAGACCUUAUAAGCAACCUGAUAAGCCUCUGUGCAUACCAAAGCUUCCAUCUAGUUUAAUUGAAUUAAAAGUUUGUGGAAAACGGCUUGGAAGUCUACUAGACAUUGAAAACAUGAAAAACUUGAAGGUAUUUGUCCUUGGAGAGUUUUAUGCAAAGAUGGAGCAAUUUAGAGGCUUUGUGAAGACGAGGAAUGAUGAAUCAAUAAGUAAAGUGGGUAGUCGUUGCUUGUUAACAAAUUGUUCGAGACAGAAGCAAGGCCAGGGAACAUUUAUGUGGGGUAACAUUGAAAGUUGGAGACAGAUUUGGAUACCUUUGGAACAAAAGACAGAUGAAGGAAAUCCUAACCAUUAUCUAAUUCCAGAUGAUGAUGAGAUCUGUAGGUGCAGGUUACUUUUACAUGUUUCUUUGAGUGUCUCCAUACUUGUAGACACUAUGUUUUAUACACUCAUACAAAAUUUUCUCGCUCUGCACUUUAAAGCCUGUAUCCAUAGCAAAGAUCAAAAAAUCGAUUGUGAAAACAAGCUGAAAAUUGAGGGCAUCAACAAAUUUUCAUGUAUAGGUCUUACAGAAUACAACAUAGAAUACAUUCAUGAAUUCGAAGGGUUUGAUUGGUUCGGGGUUCAGCUGAAAGGCAGAGAUGCUAUUGAGAUAUCACAUGUAGAGCAGUUUUCUAUUAAUGCAAUUAUGGCUACAACAAUGAAGUGCACUGCAAGAGGGGUGAACCUCUUCCUGAUAAAAGAGAGGCCGAUGUUUGGUACUGAAUGCAAUUAUUAUGGUAAGAGAUUUCUUGAGAUUGUAAGAUAUUAUUAUGAUGGUGAUUGUGAUGGUGACUAUUAUGAUGAUGAUGAUGAUGACGAUGACGAUGACGAUGACGAUGACGAUGACGAUGACGAUGACGACGAUGACAACGAUGACGAUGAUGGCAGUGACAGCGAUGACGAUGAUUAUGAUUACUAUGAUGAACUUUAUGAUGAUGGUGAACUUAGUCCUGAGCAGCAAGGAGGACUCAUAAAAUUUAUGAUGCAGGGUUGUAGAGUUGUUUUGAGUUGAUAGUAUGACCAUAUAAAUAAAGAGCCUGAAUCCUCUCUUGGACCAUGAUCUCCUGCAAUCUCACACUAUCCAUUGGGUGUAGUCCUUUCCUGUUAUUCAACGAGUUAAUAAUACUGGGGAAUACUGAACUGAAGUGAUCAAGGACUGUUUUCUGGAUAGACCACCAUCCAAAUGAUUAUGGAGACCAUUCGGAAUAUUAUAUACAGUACUGGCAGAGCGAUUCAAGUCAGUGAAUGACGUGAUCAUUGGUUUAAUAUCUUACAGAAUCCAACUGUACACGAAGAGGAUGACACCGCAAAAUCCUCGUGGCUCAUGAGACUGCAUUGGUCAUUUUGAACAUGAGAAUGUUGAGAGGAUAUAAAGAGUAUUGGAGAUAUGUUGGAAGGAUAAUAAUGUAUGGGGCAACCGCUGUAGCUUCUUGAACAUAUAAGUUCCAUCAUUCACUCAUUCAGAAAAUAUUUGUCCCUUCAAGUUCAUAGUCCAAGCAAAAAGACAGAUAAAAAGGAAGAGAAAUUCAGGAGCUAUUUAUGUCUCUGCUAAAAUAUUGAAUAUGUUGAAGAGUGUCUUCGGAUGUGAGGCAGGAACCAGGUUCAUUCAUUCUACUCUUAAGAAUACAAGCAUCAGGAUUUCUAAUUUGAUUGGUCUAACACAAACGAUUGCAUUUUCAGACCAUCCCAUUAAUGGCAUGUACUUCAGUGUGGUUGGUGCUUCACAGAGACCACUUCAUUAAUGAAGGCCUUUCUGUAUAUACACUGGCAUGGCGGAUUAUUCUACAGAUGCAUGAAACUCAAUGCGAUUGGUAUUGUAAUAAAGCUGUCCUCUGCAUCUCAUGAAUAUUGGAGAGGUGCUGUCUGAUCUUUGAUUGAGAUGCUUCGGUCUCCAGACGUGCAACUUAGGGAAAUGUCAGACUUUGCAAUGUGGAAAAUGGGAGAUCGGCCCAGGUUAAUGUUUUUUAUUUCUUGGUUCGGUCUUACUUAAUUCAGAACAGAUUGAUAAAAUUGAUGUUAGAAGACAUAUUUUCGUAAUCAUAUUAGUGACUUCUCUUUCCUUUCUAUAUUUUGGAAGUUGAAUGGUGUACUUCAAUUCUGGGAUUACAUUAACUCUUAAUUUUUUUAGUUGACAGGGGUA